Molecule: messenger RNA, 4107 nt
Organism: Ruditapes philippinarum (Manila clam)
Lineage: Eukaryota; Metazoa; Mollusca; Bivalvia; Venerida; Veneridae
Exons: 3
Source: RefSeq, a predicted model, not a curated record
CAUUAUAUACAAUUUCUAUUGCAGUUGAAAAACAACACAAUACACAUAAGCCAGGAAGAUAUAAAGCCACUGAUUGCGAAAAGAAAGCACGCUUUAGCGGAACUUGAUGACAGAACAGCCGAAUCCUUGCGCAAACUCGACGAGAAAGCAUUUGAUGUACUACAUAAACUAGAGCAAGAUGUUGACGACUUGAAACGUGCCGCUUUAACUGAUGUUGAAAACGCUGGGACAUCGACAAAGCAAAAUAUUUAUGUAGAGAAACAUGAUGCAAUAUUUGACAUUAUCAGAGCAAGGGAACAAGCAAAGCAAAACAUCUCCGAUAAUGCCACUGCAGGUGUAUCUGACAUAAACAAAGCCACUGAACAGGCAAAACAAGAUAUUUCACAGAAAGCUAACACAACUCGGAAACAGGCAAAACAAGACAUUUCGGAGAAAGCUAAUGAUGGUAUAUCUGACAUAAAUACAGCUAAGGAACAAGCAACACAGGAGAUCUAUGAGAAAGCUACUGGUGGUGUUUGUGAUAUCAACACAGCUCGAGAACUAGCAAAACAAGACAUUUCCUUCAAGGGUUCUGAUGUUUUGUCUGACAUAAACAGAGCUAGGGAACAGGCAAACCAAGACAUUUAUGAAAAAGGUACUGGUAGUGUGUGUGAGCUCAACAGAGCCCGGGAACAGGCAAAACAAGACAUUGUUUUGAGUGCUACUGAUGGUUUAUCUGACAUAAAAAUGGCCCGGGAACAGGCCAAACAAGAUGUGUCUUUAAAAGUUAUCAAUGGUAUAUCCGACAUAAACACAGUCCGGGAACAAUCAAAAGAAUACAUUGCUGGAAAGACCAAUGAUGGAUUAAAUAAAGUAAGCAAUGCAGAGACAGAGGCAAUUCAACAUAUUGCUAGACAAGCCACUGACACUAUGUCUGAAGUAAAACAGGAUAUUGACAUGCAAAAAUGUGAAGUCAUGUCUGAUAUUCGCAUCGCUGGGGCACGGGUGAAACAAGACGUUUUAACUGCCUUCAGCAAGGCAGAAACAGACACACAAGGCAAUCAUUUAGGUCGCACCAAUGAUGCCAGGUUUGAUAAAAGCGAGGGCGUUAUUUUAAAGGAAUCCCUUUUCCAAAGAGGUUUUCGGCGUGUUAGAAAUGUGUUCAGUUCUUCAAAAUCAAAGCCGCACUUAAAGGUAGUACCGAAGCGAUCCAGAGGAUCAUCAUUCAGAGUUUCAGAACUUAAAGAUGAACUAAUUAGAUGGUACAACACAAAUCACAGUACAGUUCCUCUUUCACCACUCACAGAUGAUUGCGAUACUCCUGUAGCUGGGUUCUACAUUUUGCCAGAAAUUGACGUACACACACAUCUCCCAGGCGGCAGGAAAGAAACAACUAGAGUCGCGUCGUUACAUGACCUGUUUAUAUCCGAUGUCAAUGUUCCCCGGGAAAUAUAUUUAUCAGCAGUAGCUGGAUUUGGAAAAACGGCAUUUUCUAAAUACCUUACCAUAGCGUGGUGCCAAGCCCAUCAAAAUAAUGAAAACUAUGUUUAUUUUGAAGAAGAAGUAGUAAAUGCUUUAUCUGACUUUAGCUUUUUAUUUCUGGUGUUCUUGAGAGAUUCAACUGAGGUUUGUGAUGUCGAUGACAUGAUCGAACAACAAGUCAUACAAAAUCUUCCUUGUUCAAACAAAAUGCCAAAAGGUCUUUUAAAGGACCUUUUACGUGAUGAAAAAUGCCUUGUUAUAUUGGAUGGACUAGAUGAAUGGACUCAUCCUGACAAUGAUUGUACAAGAAUACCGAAAAGCAUUCCUCAUCGAUAUGCACGAGAAAAAUGUGUAAUCUUAACAACAACCAGGCCAUGGAAGCUUGGAGUCUCCAACUUGAAGACAAGUCAAAUAGAUAAAACAAUAGAGUUAGUUGAAUUCAACAAAUACUAUUCGAGGCAGUUUAAGAUAAACGCUAUAAAAAUGUUGAUAGGCAACAUUAAAGAGGAUAAACUUAGAAAUAAGGUAAGCAGAUUUGAAGAGCAUAUCAGAGACAAUGACCUUAAAGAGAUGGAAUCUACUCCUCUUCUUUUACUCUAUCUUAUAUGUUUAUGGCUCGGAAACGUUCCAAUUGGAAAUUCCACAGUUGGGCUGUAUACAGGCAUCAUUCAGCUUCUUCUUUCUAGAACAGAAAAAAUACAUGGCCAGUUUCAUUCUUCCUGUUUAACGUUUUCAAGUAACGUCCCUGAUUGCUUCAAAAACUAUAAACAUUGCUCUGGCUACUACAUGUUUCUGGUGAGUUUAGGAAAACUAGCUUUUCACACAUUAUUAAGUAACAAAAAGGAGAACUCUCUGGUUUUUGAUAAUGAUGUUGCUGAAAAAUAUCUGAACCAAGAAGAUUUGAAAUUAAGCAGUUUAUCGGGAAUUUUAUCAGUAAAUAAAGUAAAAACGUUGGUUAAUGAGAAUUUUAGAAUCUCAUUUGCACAUAAAACGGUACAAGAAUAUUUUUUAGCUAUUUAUGUAUGUUUUCAAAACACAAGUGAAGGUCAGGAAAUGAUCUUGAAAGAAUGCCAUUGUUUACAAAAUAUUCUAGACAUGUCGAAAGUAUUUGUCUUUAUCAGUAAUAUGAACCCUAAAUUAAUGUCUGCAAUAUCAAGCGAGUUGAUGUCUGUGAUAAAUGAUGAUGAGAAAACAAACAUUUACAGAACUAUGACAGAAUAUCAUUACGUGUAUUCUGAUCCAUUACAAGACAUACAAGACAUGUAUAUUUCAUGUGCUAAAGAAUGUCAAGGAAACGAAGACCUCAAAUUGUGUCUACAAGAUUUCUUUAUUGAUGGAAAAUGUCUACAAGUAAACUACUUCAUUCAGUUGCAACAUCUGUGUCAACAAAAUAAAGGAAAAAUAAAAUCAGUUAUGAUUCACAACAAAGGUAUUUGCAGUGUACAAGAAAUUUGCAGUUUGUUCGAACUCUCUUAUCUUCAAAAUGUAGAGAAAUUAUGGUAUAGGGGAGACAUUCUAGAAGAGGAAAUGAUAAGCUUGAUUUUGCACCCUUUAAAAUGUAUAUCUGUAUUAUCUAGUAAAUGGAAAUAUGAUACAUUUAAACACAAUCUUUGCCCUCUAUCUGGGGAGCUAUAUAGACGACUGGUAAAAUUACCGCACCUGGAGUGUUUAAAUCUAUACUGUUUUACUAUGACCCACGAGGUAAUGGAGACAUUGUUAAAUUUCCUCACUAGUAAAAAAUCAAUGACACAUAUUGAAUUAAGUCAGCUGUACUGUAGUGAUCACGAGAAUACUUCAUGCAGGGGCUUUAACAUUGACCUGUCACAACAUUUACAUCUGAAAGGUUUAGGAUUGGACAGUAUCCCCGUGUCACAGUUUAAAAUGAAUGUAUCGUUGUUAGAGAAAUGUACUGUAGGUAACUUAUAUGAACCUGGCGUUGUGUCAUCUUAUCUCAGCAAACUCCCAGCAGCAAAUAAACUACAAGUAUUUAGGUGUUUCUCUUUGAAAUCUUCAAGUCACAUUGAUACAAUGUUACUCAAAUUGCCCUUGUUACUUUAUGUGAAAGAUGUCUGGUUGGCAGGAAUAAAUCUUGAUAAAAGAUCAAUAACACUGUCACCUGAAAUGCGCAAUUUAAAACUAGUGUUUUUAGAUGGUUUUACAAUGUCUUGUUCAGUGUUAUAUGAUCUGCUUAAAGUUAUAAACAGACUACCACAAUCUGUAACAAUAAGGAUAGAUGGUUGUUAUAUAAAAACAGAAAGAGAAUUUCAAAGAUUCAGAAGAUUUGUCAAACUUUCGGACAAAUUUCUUAUCAACCAUGAUGGCACCACGAAGUCUCGAAUGUACGGGUUUGAGUUUAAAACAGCUAAGUUGAAAUAAAAAAGCGUGUAGAAACAAUUUAUUACAUAAAUAGUGACAAUAGUGACGGAUUAUUUUAAAAAAAUAAAAGGUUUGUGUUCAAUUUCGAUGGCACCAAUAGGUCUUAAAGGGUACCACUUAUUUUGUAAAAACUUGGUUUGAGUUGAAAACAAGAACAAACUUGAAAUUAAAUAUAAAGCAUGUACGAGUAUUUUCCUAUUACAGAAAUGUAUUAAAAUCUUGGAAAUCCUUAUUGCAAUUGUUGUAUUUGAAUAAAAGAAUAUAAAGCUA